CCAGCCUAUCUCUUUAAAUGAGACGGCGCUGCUCCGCUCUGCGUGCGUGCGUGCGUGCGUGUGUGUGUGGAGGAGAAUAACGGGACAGAGAGAGGCCGCUCUGUUAUGGAGGACGAGACGGUGGCAAACCCCGCGGAUCGGUUCUCCUGCUCUCCCGCAGACGGAUUCCAAAGCAGACCGUGAACCGGACCUGUUCAUCCCGGGUCUGGUUCUGGACCGGUUCGUUAUCGGCCUUUUUCCUGCGUCUAUGGACUCGAUGGGCGCGCCACCUCCUGCUCACCUAUAGGACGCAGGGCUGUUAUUCCUCAUUAUUACCGAGAGGACGGACCGAACCAUGGACUGAACCCCGCCGUCUUCAUCUGAGAGGUUACUGAUGUUUAACAUGUCCUCCUCGUCUGAACUGAAGUCCCCCUGCAUGACUCGAAACGGAAUUGUGAAGUUGGCCGCCAAUCAGCCCAAUGGCCUGGGCAGCGCCAGCAUCACCAAGGGGACCCCAGCUGCCAAGAACCGCCUCUGCCAGUCAUCCUCCGUUCCCUCCAUCCUUCCUCCUUCCUCAUCUUCUCUCUCCUACCACCACCACCACCACCAUCACCUCCUCCUGGAUGGCACUGGCAUGCCUCACACUGCUUCUCCAUUACUGACCUCAGACUUGGACCCUGGAAAACCUCUGAUUGGCCUGAAGCCAUCACUGCGCCAUUUCCCCCCUCUCACCCUUUCUAAGCCUGUACUGUUUGAGCGACAACUUGUCCUGGACGAGAAGCUUCUCAGCCGGCUCUUCUGCUAUUUCACCACAGCUGAAAAAUGUAUGCUGGCGCAGGUGUGCAAGACAUGGUGCAAAGUUCUGUAUCAACCCAAGUUCUGGGAAGGAGUGACACCUAUCUUGCAUGCCAAGGAGCUGUACAACCUUCUGCCCAGUGGGGAGAAAGAGUUCGUAAGCCUGCAGGCCUUUGCUCUGCGUGGCUUCCAGGCAUUCUGCUUGGUGGGAGUGUCGGACCUCGACAUUUGUGAAUUCAUAGACAACUACCCUCUGUCCAAAAAGGGUGUUCGCUCAGUCAGCCUUAAACGCUCAACCAUCACAGACGCUGGUUUGGAGGUCAUGUUGGAGCAGAUGCAGGGCAUGAUGCAUUUGGAGCUCUCUGGCUGCAACGACUUCACAGAGGCCGGCCUAUGGUCCAGCCUCAAUGCCAGACUGACUUCUCUGAGCGUCAGCGACUGCAUCAAUGUGGCGGACGAUGCUAUUGCUGCGAUCUCCCAGCUCCUGCCCAACCUUUCUGAGCUGAGCCUUCAGGCCUACCACGUCACUGACACUGCCAUGGCCUACUUUACAGCCAAGCAGGGCUACACCACCCACACUCUGCGGCUUCAGUCAUGUUGGGAGAUCACCAACCACGGGGUGGUGAACAUGGUCCACAGCCUUCCCAACCUGACUGCCCUAAGUUUGUCCGGCUGCUCCAAGAUCACAGAUGAUGGUGUGGAGCUGGUUGCUGAGAACCUGCGAAAGCUGCGCAGUCUGGAUCUGUCCUGGUGUCCUCGGAUCACUGACAUGGCCCUGGAGUAUAUCGCCUGCGAUUUGCACAAACUGGAAGAACUGGUGCUGGACAGGUGUGUGCGGAUCACUGACACCGGGCUGGGCUACCUGUCCACCAUGUCAUCUCUGAAGAGCCUUUAUCUCCGCUGGUGCUGUCAGGUUCAGGAUUUUGGACUGCAGCAUUUGUUUGGAAUGAGAAGCCUUCGCCUACUGUCUCUUGCAGGCUGCCCCCUCCUGACCACCACUGGCCUGUCAGGGCUCAUCCAGCUGCACGACCUGGAGGAGCUGGAGCUCACCAACUGUCCUGGAGCAACAGCAGAGCUCUUCAAAUAUUACUCCCAGCACCUGCCCCACUGCAUGGUCAUUGAAUAAGAGCACCCCCCUGCACUGAUGUUAUUCCUCCUUCUCUUCGCCCUUUCUUUUCUGAAAUCCUCCCUGCUCCCACCAAAGUAACCCCACCCUCCUGGAGCCGUUGUCUUCCUUCCUGGCCCACCAAGCAGACUCAUCCUCAGGCAGAAGGCAGCAGAGGGGCUGAUAACGGGCAUGCUGGCCCUGCAGGAAAAAGGGACAGGGAUGCUGAGAAGGAGCGUGAUGCGACGUCUUGUUUGACAGAAGAACCCUUGUUCAGACCUGAGCAGACACAACCUUUCUGUGAGUGAAGGCCCUCUGGACCACAAGGACUCACUUCAGAACUGCUACUCAGGAGGUUACAGGAAGAGGUCAGGUUGAGACUGGGGGUCAUGAAGAAGCAGUUCAGGCGUCAAAUGACUCAAAAAAACAGUUUCUGUCUUUUCUCCGUCAUAUGAAGGUAGAAGUUCUCAGCUUUUCUUCAGGACUCCAUCAGCUUUUCUGAUUUCUGUCAUCAGGACUCGGAACAACUAACAAGGAAAAAGAACGUUUUGAAAACAUCUGUUUACAGUGACAUUUUCUUUGUUUUGGGGGUGGGGGUGCACGCUUGACUGAUAUUGUGUGAUUUAGCUUCUUUUUGCAAGUUGUCAGUUUUGUUUACAUUGAUUAUGCUGGUGUGAGUAGAAGAAUGAGGUCAAACACAGGAGAACAUACAGGUGCGUUCACAGAAGGACUGACAGUUUCUUCUUCGAUUGAUGAUCAACUCUUGAUCUAGUUACCGCCUUCAAACCUGUUCAGACUGUGGAAUGUGAGCGGAAUUAUCAGAGAACUAUCAGGAGUUUAUUCCUCUAAAGUACGAGUAAUUAGGCAGCGAAGAGUUUUUUUCCCCCACUUCUUGAUGCUGGGGGGGAGGGCAAUAAUACACAUACAAUUCUAAUACACUUUGGAGUCAUGUCAAGUAGCUGUAGUGGUUGAUAAGUAAGGGUUAAUGGGCGACGAAGUGUGAAUUAUCAGAAAUUAACGCACGACGUGGAAGCCUGAACCAUCCGACGCAAAGCAGAGGGUGGUUGCUUGUGCGAAGUGCGUUAAUGGUGAUAAUGCACUCUUCCAAGGCCAUUUACCAGCUUAUACCAAGGUCACUUACAAAAGAAAUAAAUAUUCAACCAGUUUUUAGUACUUUAUUGUUGUUAUUUUUUCGGUUUUGAUCGCUUUUUUUCACCAAAAGGGAACUAUUUGUUCCCACCCUUUGACCUCUGACCUCAACUGCAGCGGCAAAGGAAAGUGAUAUCUAUGUUGAUGAUCACAAUGUGUUAAAUAAAGCAUCAGUUCAGAGAGAAAGUUCUCCUCUUACUGCCUGUUUUUGUCCAGAUGAUGAAGAUAAAGUUUGUUUAGAAGAAGGCAGCCCAGUGAUACAGAACAUUUAAAAUAUGUGACUGAAAUUUUUUCUAGGUGUACAUUAUCACUUUUUAAUGCACACCCAGCUGUCUUUCAGAAUCGAGGAUUCACCCUGACCAUGGUACAACCGUUCAUAAUCUGAAGCAACUCUCAGCAGAGCAGCAGAAACAUUUCUGUCCUUACAAACAUGAAAAAAGGGUUUUAUAGAUUCUUUUGUUUUGACUGUUCUGUGAACGAGUUCAGCUGUCAGAACAGGGGAGUAAGUUAAUGAUCAGGGCUGCAGAUCUGCCCCUCAAACUGGGAUGGAGCAGAUUCUGGUUUGAACCGGCCCCACAAAUCGACAUGUGACCCUAAUGUGAAAUUGCUGAUUGAUCAGAAUAUGCACGACAGGAAUUUAAUGACAUUUUUUUCAAAGCAAUCUUAUCAUAUUGACAUGUUAGCAAUUAUGUUCUAACAUGUAAACAAGUUAGCAUACAAACAAGGUGGUACUUCAAACAUAAAAAGUAAGCUGUAAAAAAACCUACUAAAGCCUCCAUGUUGCCAUGACAACCCCUCAAUGAUGGAAGAGUAAAAGAACAAAUGGGCUGGGCUGCAGGGGUCCCUGGCUGUCUGACAUCUUAAACAUCUGUGUUCAUGCUUUUGUGUUCAUAAAGUGUUUGCUUUGGGGAAAGCUUACAUUUCCCAUUGACCUCCAGCCUGGAAGGUGGGGUUGUGCCCUAGAGAAACUGUUUGAUGGCACAUUACCCAGCAUAGCUUGCAUGUUUUUACGUGGUCUGUUUUUUUCCCCUAUUUGUUCAGCUCUCUUUGGUGUACAGAAAAAUAUUUAUUUAGUCAUUUAUUUAUUAAAGAAACAUUUGUUAGCUAUUUUGUUUCAGUUCUGGAUUAUCUUAAAUUAUGGGGUUCAUUGAACUUUCUCACUGUUGGAUUUUCUUGUUUCUGUUGUAGCAGUUUAGCUGCUGUAAAGAAAGAAGAACACAAACCUUUGGAUAUCACUGACUAUGUAUAUUUCUUUAAUCUUUCUUAAAACACAACAGUAUCUUUGCUCUGUGCCAGUCUGUGUCAGCGUUGUGUUGCUGUUCAGCUGCUUCAUGGUGAGGAAAGACUCAUUGUGAGGUUUUGUUGUCCUGAAAUCAGCAGAAUAUACAGAGUUUGAUAUUUACAAACUCAAGGAAGUCUGGACACGAUGGCUAAAAUGUUCUCAUUUGAAAAGGGCAUGAUCUCUGAGGAUUAUGUGAAAGCUUAUUAAAAACAAAAGUGUUAACAUGAAGGUUGUUGGCUGCAGCUAAACUCCUGUCAGUCUGUUUUAUCCAAAUACUCCACUCGAGUAAAAUUCAUUUCAACCCUUGUGCUAUCUUAGAUGACCCCCCCUUCCAGUGAGGUGUUCCCCCUACCAUGACAAAGGUGGAUAAAGGUGGAAAGAUUUCAUGUAAUCCAUGGACACCAGUGAAGAUCACAAAUCAUUGAAGAAAAAAGGUUCAGAGCACUGUCUAGUGGGUCUAGAUGACCCACCUCCCAACGUUAAAGUGCCUAGGAUAGAACAAGGGUUAACUGAUAUUACUCAAAUAAGUAAAGAGUAGUCAUCCACAUCAUCUAUCAAGUAAAACUGGUGAAGAAUCUACUGAAGUACGACUUACCAGAACAAACGAUGAUGAAUGAUGUAUCCAAUAAGGCAAACAAAACCAAAUGAACGACUAAACUUAACUCUGUGGUAUUUCAUAUAUUUAUGACAGAACAUUUGAUCUGAGGGAAGACGUCAUGUGUGGAUUGAAUUAGGGAUGCACAAUAUUUGAUUUGUUUGCAGAUAGAUGUAAUGCAGAUUUUGUUUGGUUGAUACAAUACCUGAUAUUUCCAAAAUCUUUUUUUGUGAAACAAAACACUAAGUCCCAUGUGUUUGACGACAAACUUUGUGUUGAUUCAAAUUAUAUUAUUAUCUGUAUGCUCAAAGCUGAAUACUAUCGGCAGGCCAGUAGAAGUUUCUUUGUUCUGGCAGACAGGAAAUUUAUUUUAUUUUACAAAUGUUGUAUAGAUAUUAUUGUGCAAACUUCAAAAAUAAAUAUUUUGCAAAGAAGUGAUAGUUAUAUGCUGAAAACAGUCAAGUGCAGCUGAGUAAGAGCACGUUCUCAAACUAAAUUUAUUCAAGUCUAGCAAGUUUGAGGCAGUAAAACUCCUCUGAGGAAAACCAUUUUUACAAAAAGUAUGUAAAGUUAAUGGAAUGGAGUAAACAGAUGCCACUGCCAGAAUUUGUUGAGUUGCUCCCACAUUCGGGUAGUUUACUAUGUUUAUGUGUUUUCUGGGUUUACAUGAAAAAUUUGGGCAAAAUCUGGUUAACUGUCAUUUUAGAAAUAAAAGAAGAAAUCUCAGAAUUAAAAUUAGAAAUGAUUAAAAUUGAAACAUUUUCCUUUUAUUUGAUGGUUUAUAUUGUUGGUUCAGAGAUGUUUGUUUUUCCUGAUGCAAGAGCUUACUGUUAAACUGAAAGCAGCGGUCGAUACGUCUCCCUGUCCUGCUAGUUGAUCAAAAACUAAAGAGGCUUUCUGGCCUCUGUUCUCGUCCCGGUUUAGUGUUUUUGCGCUGGAUCAGCUUCCAGGACACAUGUUUACAUCAUGCAGACUCAUUCUCAACAAUAAAAACUCACUGGAGAUUCUU
Oryzias latipes (Japanese medaka) is the source of this 5914-nucleotide messenger RNA. It is a transcript of the gene fbxl16, whose product is annotated as F-box and leucine-rich repeat protein 16. Gene Ontology annotation, cellular component: SCF ubiquitin ligase complex. Gene Ontology annotation, molecular function: DNA binding; protein dimerization activity. The record is from RefSeq and is a predicted model, not a curated record. Gene Ontology annotation, biological process: SCF-dependent proteasomal ubiquitin-dependent protein catabolic process. NCBI's taxonomy places the organism in Eukaryota, Metazoa, Chordata, Actinopteri, Beloniformes, Adrianichthyidae.